Messenger RNA from Aspergillus clavatus NRRL 1, 2010 nucleotides. RefSeq lists its product as uncharacterized. The coding region runs from base 1 to 2010 and encodes 669 amino acids. The record is from RefSeq and is a predicted model, not a curated record. The transcript is spliced from 3 exons. NCBI's taxonomy places the organism in Eukaryota, Fungi, Ascomycota, Eurotiomycetes, Eurotiales, Aspergillaceae.
AUGUCGCCAUUCAAGAGACCCUUUACGGCUGACGAAGAGCUUGGGAAGAAAGAUGACGACCACCGACCCCAGGCUAUUAGAGAGCCGCUCUGGAGGUCAAAGCAAUGGAGAGCGCCCCGGCCGCGUCGAUUCAUAGUAGUGGUCAUCGCUGUAUACCUACUAUACCUAUUCUUCAAGAAUAUGCCCACCGAUAUACCUCCCGCGGUGGAACGAUUCAACCCAGGCUUCGCGCAAGGACGACGACAAAGUGGAAGACCAUGGCCUCCUUCCAUCACUCCGCCGGCGACAUCUGCACAAAAACCUCCUCCACGAGACGCAUCUACCAAACAGGAUAGAACGGAUUUUUAUUACGAGGGAGACAUCAAAUUUAAUGCCUUGCCGAAGUCUUUGCAGCGUUUCUGGAAGCCACCGGCUCGAUAUGGCAACACCGCUAGCCAUGCUGUUGUAUUUGCUGCCUCUAGCUUACGAAGCGUUUCCGAUCUUCUACCUCUUGCUUGCCGAAUGGCGGAACAGAGAGUGAAUGAGGUCCAUUUUGUCCUCAUGGGAAGAGACGAUGUGUCGAUAGAGGGGAUUCAACGUGUUAAUGGCAUAGAUGAGAUUGCUUGCCUGAUUAAUUGGCAUGAUGGUCGGCCUAACUAUGCCCCAUGGUCUACUGAGGCUCGCAUGGAGAAAGCCGUGGCGGCAGCUUUAGGUCACAUUCAGCUCUAUACUCGUCCACAAGCCUUGAUCACUCAAGGAGACUCAUGGGAAGACCAUUUUUUUAUGAGUGCUGUUCAAAUGAAGGCUCAAGAAAUCAGCUUAACCCAUAUCUCUCUACCAAGUCCUGCAAGAGAUGUUAUGUGGAUGUCUAUGCUGGAUAGCGAUGCUCUCAAAGCGUGGAACGAUGUUCACAUCGAGCUCCUUAUCCAAGCAUCACCCGAGUCUUCUGGUUCUUUGAUCAGAUUAAUUCGAUCAUUGGCGGCGGCUGAUUAUCUUGGGUCGAUCCCCAGCUUGACCAUUGAACUCCCUCCUCGGGUAGAUCCACAACUUCUGCACUUCCUACAAAAAAUGAGAUGGCCCCCUCAAACCUCGAGCAAAGUCACUCUUCGUCAUCGUAUCCGACCACAUCAUUUGGACGCAGCGGAGGCUUCUUUGCGAACUGCAGAGGCUUUCUAUCCAAGAGAUCCGAACAUGACGCAUGUACUUUUGCUGAACCAGCAAGUUGAGCUGGCCCCUUCGUUCUAUCAUUACCUGAAGUAUACUAUGCUUAAAUAUAAGCAUUCGAAUCAAGUGCAGCACGCCCCUUCUAAACUUCUGGGGAUUUCGCUUGAGCUUCCCUCUUCGCAGGUAACAAACGACGAGCCUUUCAAGCUUCCCGAAUUCGACAUGAGUAGCCAUAUGUCACAGCUAGGUGACGGUGGAGUACUUCCUAUCUUUCUCUGGCAGGCUCCAAACAGCAAUGCGGCCUUGUACUUUGGCGACGGGUGGGCUGAAUUCCAUUCUUUUCUCAGCAAUCGGUUCACUAUUCAUGAUCCUACCUCCAAGGAUCCCCCAGACGAGCAGGUCAUUUCCAAGAAAUACCCGGCAGUAAUGGAGUAUCUCCUUGAGAUGAUUCGAGCCCGCGGUUACUAUCUAUUGUACCCAGCGUUUCCUGCCCAAGGCUCAUUUCCUCUUGCAACAGUGCAUAGUGAAUCAUACCAACCCCCGGAGGAGUUUGCUGAUGAUAUUCUACCAAACACGCCGGAAACGUCUGCAGAUUCAGAGGUGGGUAGGAGAACUGAAAAGCCCUUGCAUCAGAUAUCGACAUUGAUGCCGCUUCUCGAUCGCUUCUCCAUUAACUUGCCGGACCUCAGCAGUUUGCCAUUAUUGUCAUACCGCGGAGAAUCAAUCUCAGAUGCAAUUUAUGCAAAGGACAUCGAAGAAUAUACGAAGAGAUUCAGGACUCGUUAUGGGGGAUGCCAAGAUGGUAACUGGAAAGCAGACUCAAGCCCAGGUCUAUUUUGUUCAAGUGACCUGGUGGAUGUCGCAUAG